Molecule: messenger RNA, 858 nt
Organism: Anthonomus grandis grandis
Lineage: Eukaryota; Metazoa; Arthropoda; Insecta; Coleoptera; Curculionidae
Product: transcription factor sox-2-like
Exons: 5
Coding region: 118-819 (233 amino acids)
Biological process (GO): anatomical structure morphogenesis; regulation of DNA-templated transcription; cell differentiation
Molecular function (GO): DNA-binding transcription factor activity, RNA polymerase II-specific; RNA polymerase II cis-regulatory region sequence-specific DNA binding
Source: RefSeq, a predicted model, not a curated record
AUACCACCGAACGCUGUUUAUGGACCGUUAAACGCUAUAUCGGCUGCCUUUUUUUCGUUUGCUGGUCAGUCUUUUUUUCGGUUCGGUUUAGUCAGUAAUUGAGCGCAUCAGAUUACGAUGAGUGAUGUAAAUUGUGCUAAAGAGAGUGAUAAUUGUCACAGGCAGCACAUCAAACGUCCCAUGAAUGCUUUUAUGGUGUGGUCGAGGAUACGCAGGAAGCACAUCUCUAAUGACUACCCUAGACUUCACAAUUCGGAAAUUUCCAAGUUGCUUGGAGCAGAAUGGAAAAUGUUAACAGAAAGUGAAAAAAUGCCCUUCAUAGACGAAGCGAAAAGACUAAGAAGCCAACACAUGUCCGACUAUCCAGACUACAAAUACAAACCCAGAAGAAAAACCAAAGAACCUAACAAAGAGCUGGAAUGUAGUGAAGCCAAAAAGGGUCCCAAGUACUCUGACCCUUUACAGGUUGCCAUUAAUAGAACUUUUUAUGGAACUAGUGAUAAAGCUAUACCAAAUCAAUAUACAGAAGCACCUUAUAGACCUUACAGCUCCCCCUUACCACCAUUUUCUGAAACUUUAUCAGCCCAUUCAACAUCCAUGUCAAACUAUCAACCCAAAUAUGAUUACGCUGAAAUAGCUUCAGCACAUACAGACAGCAACAUUCUUCCAGAAUUCAAUACAAGCUCUCACCCACUGCCCUCAUAUAACUCGUUGCCAGGAAAUGUACACCAUAGAGCCCUACUAAGGGCAGCCUCUUUCUAUGCUUAUCACGACUUAGCUUCAAACAACACCUUACCUGUAUAUUUUCCACAAAUUUAAAUAAAAAUAGACAAAUCUUUGUCUAAAACUCAUAUAUUA